This is a messenger RNA of Aureobasidium namibiae CBS 147.97, 378 nucleotides long. RefSeq lists its product as uncharacterized. NCBI's taxonomy places the organism in Eukaryota, Fungi, Ascomycota, Dothideomycetes, Dothideales, Saccotheciaceae. The transcript is spliced from 2 exons. The record is from RefSeq and is a predicted model, not a curated record. The coding region runs from base 1 to 378 and encodes 125 amino acids.
AUGCCGGCAGGAAAAAACGAUGCCCAUGUGCGCCUCUACUUCAAUUUUGAGAAGACGGGUCAAGACUCACGAAUGGUUUUCGUGAAAGCAUGCGCUGGAAAACUCACGUUCCGGCAUGGCACGGAUCCAGAGUCGAGCGUUACUGUCACGGUUGCGAGUGGACGAGGAGUGGUGGCGCUAAGCUCUGGUAGCACAGGAAGAGAGACGCGACUGGUGUUGUUGGCAAUGAUGCUGGAGAGCUGUUAUGUGUCUUCCCGCACUCGCUCUGAGGCACUGCCCGAGGGCUACGAGCAUGUCAAGGACUUUGAAGAUGUCAAGAGAAAGCAGCAGCUUGACGGAUUGGCUUCGUCUUCAUUAUCAGACACUAGUAAUCCAUGA